Chrysoperla carnea is the source of this 768-nucleotide messenger RNA. RefSeq lists its product as uncharacterized. Gene Ontology annotation, biological process: negative regulation of apoptotic process; regulation of actin filament polymerization. The transcript has 5 exons. NCBI's taxonomy places the organism in Eukaryota, Metazoa, Arthropoda, Insecta, Neuroptera, Chrysopidae. The record is from RefSeq and is a predicted model, not a curated record. The coding region runs from base 129 to 719 and encodes 196 amino acids. Gene Ontology annotation, cellular component: mitochondrion; actin cytoskeleton; clathrin-coated vesicle.
UGCCAAUUGUGAAAAAAAGUUCCCAAAAGAAUGAUCGUGAACAAACUUUCAAAUAAUAAUAAUGACAAUUGAAUUGGAUAACAAUGUGUCAAAACUCAAUAAUGUGUUUUAAAUAAAGAAUUUUUAAAAUGGACAUGUUUUUUCGUAAAAUGUUUGGCGGUUUCGAUCAUCAUUCAGGUUUUGGGAACUUUGAUGGGAAAGAUGGAUUUGAUGAUGCGUCCUUGGAUGAAAGCAUGGAUGCGUUCACAUCAGUUCAUAGUUUUUUACAAGAACAACUUAAUGAUUUGUUAGAACAUUUUAAUUUAGAUUCUAAUUUUCCAAAUGACAUUAACAGACCGUUCAGUAAUAAUAUGAUUCCUUAUAAACCAGGUACUUUACGUGAAUUGUUUUUAAAACCUGGCUUUCAAGAUUCAUGUCAAGCAAAACCAAAUGCAGACAAUGAUUUAGACGAAAGAGCUAUUCAAGGCGAUUUACCAACAUUUAUAGAUGAAGGCCCUAAUCCAAAUAACAAACAAAGUCCUCAAAGGCAAACAUCAGUAUUUAGUAGAAGCAUUAUUACCCGCACAAUUCGACAGCCAGAUGGAACAUAUGUAACAGAAAAAGUAACACGUGAUCAAGAUGGUAAUGAAGAAAAAACUGUAACUGUACAUGGUGAUAAGAGUGAAGAUGGUGGUGAUGAUUUAAAACCAUAUCGUGGACCAUUUAAAUUUUUCUUUUAAAUAAAAAAUUGUUUAUUAAUUAAAUUAUUUUUGUCAGUUAUAACUUUAU